Molecule: messenger RNA, 438 nt
Organism: Ochotona curzoniae (black-lipped pika)
Lineage: Eukaryota; Metazoa; Chordata; Mammalia; Lagomorpha; Ochotonidae
Gene: PLA2G1B
Product: phospholipase A2 group IB
Exons: 4
Coding region: 1-438 (145 amino acids)
Biological process (GO): lipid catabolic process; fatty acid biosynthetic process; positive regulation of fibroblast proliferation
Molecular function (GO): calcium ion binding; phospholipid binding; signaling receptor binding
Source: RefSeq, a predicted model, not a curated record
AUGAAAUUCCUUGUCCUGGCUGCUCUGCUCACAGUCGGUGCCGCCGACAGCGGCGUGGCGCCUCGAAACCUGUUGCAGUUUCGUGGCAUGAUCCAGUGCACGAUCCCUGGGAGCUCCCCCUACUUGGAGUUCAACGGCUACGGCUGCUACUGCGGUCUGGGCGGCUCAGGCACUCCUGUGGAUCAACUGGACAGGUGCUGCCAGACGCAUGAUAACUGCUACUCCGAAGCCCUGAAGCUGAGCAACUGCAAACCCAUUUUGGACAACCCCUACACCAAUUCUUACUCCUACACGUGUUCCGGCACCACGGUCACAUGCAGCAGCUCAAACAAUGCAUGUGAGGCCUUCAUCUGUAACUGCGACCGCAAUGCUGCCAUCUGCUUUUCCAAGGCGCCAUACAACGAUAAAUACAAGAACUGGAGUAACAAAAACUGCUAG